Oncorhynchus mykiss (rainbow trout) is the source of this 3774-nucleotide messenger RNA. RefSeq names its product ran-binding protein 3. Gene Ontology annotation, biological process: protein export from nucleus. The record is from RefSeq and is a predicted model, not a curated record. Lineage: Eukaryota; Metazoa; Chordata; Actinopteri; Salmoniformes; Salmonidae.
UUAACAAGAUAAACUGUAGAAAUGGGCGGUGUUUAUGUAUGUUGCGCGGUGGGUUAUGGGUGUGAGCAGAGAAGUAAAAUGGCGGAAUUGGCAAACGAAGAGAAGCCUGCCAUAGCGCCACCAGUGUUUCUGUUCCAAAAAGAUAAAGCACAGAAGAGAUCAGCUGAUGGCUCGAGUGCAGAAGAUAAAGGUUCAGACAAAGAGGAUGGUGGAUACUUUCCUCCAGUAAAAAGAGAGAGGACUUCAUCUUUAACACAGUUCCCACCUUCACAUUCUGGGUCUAGUAAGAACAAUGUCUUCAUGCCCUCAAGUUUCUGCCAGUCUCCAACUGGGAAUUCAGAGGACUCAGAACCAGAUGAGAAGCCUGUAGGGUUUCGUUUAAAACCACCUACUCUCAUCCACGGCCAGGCGCCUAGUUCAGAUUGUGUUCCAGGCGUCCCCAGUCAGAAACCCAAGGAGCAGCAGCGCAGUGUGCUCCGGCCAGCCUUGCUCCAGGCCCCACCAGUCAAGUCUAACUCAGAGUCCACUAACGGGGUGAGGAAGUUUUCCGACGGAACAUCAGAAGGGUCGAGCAUCUUCCAGAACAACACUGAGCACUCAGACGUCCUCGCUAAGUCACCGAAACAUGAAAGGGAGGAUGGAGCGAGCAGAGAGAAGAACGAUUGUUCUGCAGAGUCCUCUUUCGUGUUUGGGCAAAAUAUCAAAGACCGAGCAAAGUUGGACGAGAAUAGUAAAGAUGGCAAGUUGUUACCCCUGGAUUCUCAGGAGGGAACAAACUAUUUCUUACAAUACAUCGCCACCCCCAGUUCAAAGAACGCCAUACACAAUACCGACAAGGGGGCCAAAUUUGUCUUUGGACAGAACAUGUCAGAGAGAGUCCUAAGCCCUUCCAAGGGAGGGGAGGCAUCAGUGGAAGACUGUAAAGUCUUACCAGCUCCCCCUGUGUCUGAAUCCUCUUCCAAGGAAAACAUACCAGAGAAGGGUAACAACGUGACAGAGUCACUGGAGGAAUCUGCAGCAGCGUACACCAAAGCCACAGCCAAGAAGUGCAUCUUGGAGAAGGUAGACGUCAAAACUGGAGAAGAAUCAGAAAGUAACGUUUUGCAGGUCCAGUGCAAGUUGUUUGUGUUUGACAAGACAGCCCAGACGUGGAUAGAGCGGGGUCGAGGGCUGCUCAGGCUUAAUGACAUGGCAUCCACAGACGACGGAUCACUACAAUCACGUCUAGUGAUGCGGACCCAGGGCAGCCUUAGAUUGAUCCUGAACGCCAAACUGUGGCCUCAGAUGCAAGUGGACAAGGCCAGCGAAAAGAGUGUCCGUGUCACCGCCAUGGACACAGAAGACCAAGGGGUUAAGGUCUUCCUAAUAUCGGCUAGUUCUAGGGAGGACACAGGUCAGCUGGCAGCAGCCCUGCACCAUCGUAUCCUGGCCCUAAAGAGCCGGGUGGACCAGGAGCCCCAGGAGGCCCCGGCUACAGACUGUGCCCCCGAGGCUGACUUGCCCCACUCUGAAGGGGACAGCGAUGAGGAAGAUCAGGUCAACAAUGCUGCAGUUAACUCAGAGGGAGGAGAGGCCCAAGCUGCUGGAAGUACAUAGCGUUAGUCCCCCUAAAGGAUUGCCUGCCAGGAUACUGCUACUGCUGUUUUGGCAUUUUACUGAGGGCAUCCCAACGGACACCCUACCCUGACCAACAUGGGUCCUUCAGACCAGUACUUUUGGAUACUCAGAAGUCUAGCUCCAGUUUAUUUUUUUUCUUUACAUUCAAUCAACAUAAAAACAUCUGGAGUUGUAUUUUUUUUAAAUAUUAAAAAAAAAAAAAAAAAAAAUUUCUCAGCUGCAAAAAUAAAUACUUAUUUUUGCAGCUGAGACAAAAACUUGGCUGCUCAUCAUAUUGAUGAGUGUGGGGGUGUUUUCCUCUCCAACAUUUUAAGGUAUGGCACAUGUUUAAGACUGCAGUUUCUACCUUGGGACUUUUUUACUCACCAGUCCACCACCACACCUCUGGGACCCAACCAACCACCCCAGGCUCCAGAGGAACUCCUGUCUGUCACCGUAUACUGACCUGUCUUAUGGUCAGUCAUUUGACUGGUUUCUACGUCAUCCCCAUCCAUUCAGCUUUUUACAUGGGGGCUGAUUCCGACCUGAGUUAAGCGGGCGUAAAUGGAACGUAAUUCUCUUUUUAUGCACUUUUCUCUCUGACCUUGAACUUAAUCCACUAAUAAUUCCACCACCUUUACGUGUGAGGAAACCAUGAAUAUGGCAGAAAACUGAAGUAUAUAAAAAUGUCCCACAGUAAAGUUUAUGAAAUGCUGUGUCGUUAUGCAGAAUUUAAUUUGUACAGCCUUUUAACUUGCAGGGAUGGGCACUCUCAAAAGUCUUAAUUUUAGGCUACCCCCAACUUUCUAUCAUGUUAAAUAUUAGCCACUAUCAGUAUCGACGGUCAGUAGGCCUAAUAACCACACUUAUACCAUGGCGUUGUUAAGUACUAGUUUCUGAAGGGGAUUCUAGAGCGUGCGUUAUAGGGAAAUAAAGCACUGUAGAAUUAAAUGGCUAUAGUUCAUCCUUACAUGUUCUGUGUUUGAGCUGCAUUGAAAGCAAAAGUCGAAUUGAAAACAUUGGCAUUGUUGAAUUAGAUUUUCAUAAUCGCAAGCUAGGUCUGAUGGUUUGGUUAGCUAAACUAGCAAGUCUGUUUUGUUAUCUAGUAAAGUUCCUAGCUACCUUAGUGGAUGUUGAACACAUUUCUAGAGGCAAAUGUGUUAAAUUAUUGGCAUGGUAUAAAAGGGAUAAUCAACUCGGGGCUCUGCUUUCUCUGGAAAAUAAUGCAACUCGUGGAAGGUCAGUUCCACUCUAGUGCGUCGUGGGACACACCUUCCACGUCGUUCAUUAUUUUCCAUAGACCGCAUAGCCCCUCGUUGAUUAUCCCUUAAAUAUUCGUUCUGCCAAUUUACUGUUCCCUUUAUCAUUUCAUUUAAUUACAUUGUUUUAUUUACCUUAAUUUGCUUCCUCUGUAAAUGCAGUCAUGGCUAUGUGGUUGUUGCUGACGGUCAUUAGUAACAGUUGGUAAUAUAUUUUUUAAACGUGUAGGCUAAUUAAAUCAUGGAGUUGAGCGCAAACCAAGCUGUAACAGUUUGAACACGACACAAUACUUGGCUGUGUCAUCACACAGUUUCAUGGUCAGUGCAUGCAAUAGACGAUGGUAGAGUCUACUAUUGUACACUAUUCUCCCUAUUAUAAUUCAAUAUACGCUAAUCUUCCAACAUUGCCAUGGGUAAUUGAAUGUGGCAAUUUUCAGAAUGAAUCAAACCACUUUCUUUCUUUCGUGCAUAAAGUCUCGCUAAACCUGUUUUUUUUUAUGAUUCAUAAAUACUUUCCUAAACCUGAAUAAUCGACAAGAUCAGAGUAUUUUUCAAUCUACCGACUGGUGCUGAAACACAGACAGAAAUGCAUAUGUUUAGAUUGCUUUCUUUCAUUGAUCCAUAAUAUUCUGAACUCGUUCUCAAUAUAUUCUAGUGAGUCUGUCAUCAAAAUUCAAACUAAAAGGUACACCGUAUUGGAAGGGAUGGCUUAAGAUAAAUGUUCUGAACCCUAUUGGAUGAAAAAUCUGUUUGCCAGCAAAUGUGAUUGAAUUAAGUUUUUUCAGAGCGUGUUACUCGACUAAGGUAAGUCUGAAUACCAAAUACUGAGAAGUGUGUAGGAAACGCAUAUGUUUCUUUAGUCUGAAUCUGCCCCAUGUUGAAUAUUUUCCGGACAUCAUUAAAUUUUGGUCAUGAAUUU